Molecule: messenger RNA, 888 nt
Organism: Peniophora sp. CBMAI 1063
Lineage: Eukaryota; Fungi; Basidiomycota; Agaricomycetes; Russulales; Peniophoraceae
Source: the annotation of a GenBank genome assembly
AUGGCCGCCGGAGUUUGGUCUUCGCACGAGGCUCGCGUUGAAUGCAUUCGACGCGCCUCGGACGCGUCGCGUGAACACCCGCGUCUGCUUCUAACCUCCACCACCUCGCCGGCGACUCUGUUGGAAGGGAUCUCGGUGUCACUCAUUAUCUUCAGCUGCCGUAUAAGACCGCAAUCUCUUGACUCGCCUGACAUGUCCAUCGCUGCACAGUUCGUUCGUCAGGGAAAGAAGAUUGUUGCUAUUGGCCGCAACUACGCGGACCACGUUAGCGAACUGAACAACAAGGUUCCCAAGGAGCCCUUCUUCUUCUUAAAGCCUACGUCCAGCUAUGUCCCGAACAACGGCUACAUCGAGAUCCCGAAGGGUGUGAUUGCGCACCAUGAGGUUGAGCUCGGACUUGUCAUUGGAAAGCGAGGACGCGAUAUUUCUCAAGCUAACGCCAUGGACUACAUCGCUGGCUACACGCUUGCGAAUGAUGUAACGGCCCGAAACAUGCAGAACGAUGUCAAGAGCAAAGGCCUGCCCUGGUCGGCGGCUAAGGGCUUUGACACGUUCACCCCGAUCGGUGACUUCAUUCCGAAGGAGAAAGUCCCGGACCCUCAGAACCUACACCUAUGGAUUAAGAUCAACGGACAGUUCAAGCAACGCGGCGCAACGAACGAAAUGAUCUUCCCCAUUCCGCGACUGAUUGAGCACAUCUCCAGUAUCAUGACGCUUGAGGAGGGUGAUCUCGUCCUGACAGGAACUCCUUCGGGUGUGGGCCCCUUCACGCCUGGCGACGAUAUCACCUGUGGUCUUGUCGACGCAACCAACGGCCAGAUCCUGGCAGAGUUGCAACACGGUGUCAAAUCGCGAGAGGGUGGAUAUGCUUUCAGCUCGGGAGCAUGA